Molecule: messenger RNA, 2853 nt
Organism: Phaedon cochleariae (mustard beetle)
Lineage: Eukaryota; Metazoa; Arthropoda; Insecta; Coleoptera; Chrysomelidae
Source: the annotation of a GenBank genome assembly
AGUGUCUUUCCAGAUCAACGGACCUUUUCUGUUCAAGAUUUAAGCAUGUCCUACCAACCAGGAAAAGCUAGAGGUAGAGGCAGGGCUUACCCCAAUCGGAGUGCUACUGGGAGAUACUAUGAGAGACAACCAAACAUGAGGUCCCCGCCAGUCAGGCAGUACCCUGCUAUGGCCAAGCCCAACAUAUCAAAGCAUGACAAUAAAAGCUGUUGUUCAGACAUAAGUAUUAAUUUAGAUUUAGAUGAACAGAGCCAAGCAUUUCUGUCUGAAUUGAAAAGCAUGUGGAACAUGUUGAAAAGAAGCCCACCUGUGGUCAACAAAUUGCACACAUACUUCAAAAACUGUGAAAACCCGUACGUGCAAACCCUACGCUUGCUCUACAAUUGUCAAGAGUUCCACAACGCCAAGGCUAAAUCUAUGCCGAUGUUCGUCAUUGAGGAGUUCAGGACUUGGAGUAGAGAAUGCCGGAAUCGCAUCGUCCAUCUUUUGACUGUCCAAACGAAAGUCGACGCCUUCAAAGUUACUUUGAAGCAGAGCAGUCACUCGUUGGUCAAGAUCGUCGUCGACGUAUACGAAAUGGCUCUACACCGUGAUAUAUUUUUAGAUGUAAUUAGGUGUAUGAUACAAAAGAAGCAGUACAAAGAGGCGUGCCAAUAUGCUACGCUGUUGAACGUCAGACAAGAAUUCUCCAUUGAGGAUUUUCUGGUACCGUUAGUAUUGCAGGACAAGCUGUACGGUGUCGAUGACUGUUUGAAAGACAAUCCCCGCCACCAGAUGGAUCUGGUGGCGUUCUUGGACGACGUGUUGGGUUAUCCGUCCGUCAGAGAAACCAUGGAGGAAUAUGCCUUGAAACAUGGUAUCCCGGAUGUGAAAUUCGACAAAAUGCAUGCGAAACCUUGGAAGAAAUUGGUCACUAGGCUAGUCAAGACGUUCAAAUUACCCGCCGAACUGACGCCGAAUUUGAACAAGAGAAGAAAUGAAGGCGCACUGAAUUUCCUUCUAUACAAGAGAUUCGCCGAAAAUAGUAUCGGGGACGAAAGUUGGAAGGAAAUGGUACAAGAGGCGGUAGGCGAGGAAGAGCAACUCCAGAAAGAGCUGGUCUAUCUGGUGGCUCAAUAUGGAGAGUUUUCAGAAGCCCUUAGAUGGGCCCAUUUUUAUAAUGUCGACAAGAAAGAUUGGCCUCAUAGCGUGAGAAUGUUGGAGGAAAAUCCUGAUGGAGACAGGAUGCAGCAAAAGGUGAUACAACAGCCUGACGAAAGUUGGGAUGCAGACCUUCAGCAACAGGACCUUGUGGAAUACCAUAAAUCACCUUUGUCUCCCAGUGCUAUUCAUCUCGUCGAUGAUCCUUUGAAAUUCGAAAAUUUCCUAGAUAUGGGUUUCCAAGAUGUUGACAUCAUAGGCGUAGAUUGUGAAUGGAAACCCAGUUUCGGUAGUAAACUCAACGAGUUGGCUUUGAUGCAGAUAGCCACUAGAAAAAAUGUGUUCGUACUCGAUAUAAUCAACCUUAGCAACAAAACGCCGCAUCUAUGGCAAGAACUUGGAAAGUUCAUUUUCAACAAUUGUGAUAUCUUGAAAGUAGGUUUUAGUUUGACCGGUGAUAUUCAUAUGAUAAGACAAGCCCUGCCAGAUUUAAAUUUUUCUACGAAACAAAUAGGUUUUCUAGAUUUGUGUACACUUUGGAAGCAUUUGGAUAGGUUUCCAGAAGUUAAGUUACCCUAUGAAGUACAAAAAGGCGGUCCGAGCCUCAGCUCGCUCGUCCACCACUGCCUCGGCCGUCCAUUGGACAAGAGCGACCAAUUCUCCAAUUGGGAGAAACGCCCUCUGAGAGACAGCCAAAUCGGCUACGCCGCCUUGGACGCGUACUGUCUCAUCGAGGUCUAUGACGUCAUCAGGCGGUGUUGCCAAGACGUCGGCUUCCCCUUCGAGGACACCUGUUGGCAUCUGAUGACCAACGAGAAGGUGGGCAAGAAGAAGCCCAAGAAGGAUGGACAUAAAAAGAAACCGGUGUCAAAUGUCAGACCAGACGUCCCUCAACCUCCCUCGCCUCAUCCCGAGCCGGUGCCUGCCGAAAGGCUUAAGCUGGUGUGCGACACGAUGCUGCAGGGUCUGGGCAAGAAGCUGCGCAGCUGCGGCAUCGACACCGCCAUCUUGGAGAACCACCACGAGCACAGGGAGUGCGUGAGGUACUGCCAGGAGGAGGGGCGGUACGUGCUGACGAAGGGCGGCGACACGUUCCGAAUGUUGAAUGGAUAUGUUCCAAGUGGUUGGUGCCUGAGAGUCAACAACGAGGAUGUGGAAGAACAAAUGAGAGAAGUGAUAGAUUAUUAUAAAAUUAUAAUAACCAAAGAUCACGUGUUCAGCAGAUGUCAGGCGUGCAACGGAAAUAGUUUCGUGAAAGUUUCCCGUUCGACGAUGAACACGAUGGCCGAAAAUAGCGAGCGGAAAGUUUUCGCGCCGCCUUGUUACUACGAAGAGGAGGCCACAGGCUUUUCCAGCGAAGAAGAAAAUUUCCAUGAAGCCGCACCGCCGGUGUGCUCUACCAGAAAAUGGGAUUUAUAUUCAGACGAAAAAGUUGACGUGGGUCUCUGCCAAACCAGUUUGGGCAGCAAAAUCCAGGUGAAAGCGAUUCCCAAGCCGAUUCUGGGCAAGUACGAUUUUUUUUACGUUUGCGAAGAGUGCGGUAAAGUCUAUUGGGACGGUUCGCAUUUCGAAAGGGUGCUGCAGGGCAGGCUUCAAGGAAUCGUGCAAUAAAUUCUAUCUGUUUAUUUUAUCGUUAAAGGCAUAUUUUAUUAAUAUUAUUAUGGAUUUUUUUAUUAAUCUUGAGUACCUUCAUUAAACAAGCAAAUAACAAUU